Molecule: messenger RNA, 3672 nt
Organism: Musca domestica (house fly)
Lineage: Eukaryota; Metazoa; Arthropoda; Insecta; Diptera; Muscidae
Exons: 2
Coding region: 1-3672 (1223 amino acids)
Biological process (GO): DNA integration
Molecular function (GO): nucleic acid binding
Source: RefSeq, a predicted model, not a curated record
AUGAGAGAUCCGAAUCGAAAAUCGGAUUAUGACAAAGUUAUUCUUGAAUAUUUGUCUCUGGGUCAUAUGGAGAAAGUAGAAGGGUUUGUCAACUAUCAAAAUUGUUUUUACUUGCCCCAUCAUGGCGUAUUUAAGCCCGAAAGCGUAACGACGAAGUUGAGAGUAGUCUUUAACGCUUCGUGUCCCUCGGUAGACGGCAAAAGCUUAAACGACGAGUUGUAUGUUGGCCCUUCGCUUCAAAAGGACAUAGUUUCGCUCGUUUUGAAUUGGCGCUUAUACAAAUAUGUAUUUAAUGCGGACAUUUCUAAAAUGUAUCGCCAAAUUUGGAUUAACCCAUUGCAUUCCAAAUAUCAGCGCAUUCUAUUUCGAUCUUGCCCGGAAGAGGAAGUUUCUGAUUACCAGUUAAAGACAGUAACAUUUGGCGUCAAUUGCGCUCCUUACUUGGCUCUUAGGACGCUGUUGCAACUGGCUGAUGACGAGGAGCAUCGCUUUCCCAUUGGUUCCAAAAUUCUACGAAACAAUAUGUAUGUAGAUGAUGCGUUGGUAGGGGUGCAUACUGUCUCAGAAGGUUUAAGAGCGAGAGAAGAAUUGAUAAAAAUUCUUUCAUCAGCCGGGUUUGGUCUCCGGAAGUGGACGUCUAAUUCUAGAGAAAUUUUGGAUGGUCUUGCUCGUGAGCAUCUGUUAAAUGAAGAUUUUCUUGAUCUGGGUGACAAGAGUUCUGCGAAGACAUUAGGUAUUCGAUGGAAUGCCUCAUCAGAUAGUUUCUACUUCGUUAUAGAUACAAUUCAAGAAAGAAGUUCUUACACGAAGCGACAAGUGUUGUCCAUUAUAGCGAAGAUUUUUGACCCUCUGGGCUGGCUCGCGCCGAUUGUAAUAACUGCGAAAAUUCUGAUGCAACAGUUAUGGCUAGAUGAGAUUGGAUGGGACGAUCCAUUAAAGCCUCUUACUCUGAUAAACUGGAAGAAUUUUGUCUCUACUUCGUCAGGAAUCGAAGAGAUUAGAAUACCUCGCUGGGUAAAUUACUCUCCAAAUUGCAAUAUUGAAUUGCAUGGUUUCUGUGACUCGUCAGAAUCGGCUUACGCUGCUGCGUUAUAUUUGAGAGUUGAAGUUGGUACUGAUGUCUAUACGAAUUUGCUCGUUGCGAAGUCCAAAGUGGCGCCGUUGAAGAAAUUGUCCUUGCCACGGUUGGAACUCUGUGGGGCCUUUCUCUUAGCCGAGCUAGUCGAUUCCGUUCUGCCUCAGUUGGAUAUUCCAAAAGCCUCUUUGUUCGCUUGGUCGGAUUCGACUAUCGUUUUGUCUUGGCUCAAGAAACCAUCUUACUCUUGGACGACGUUUGUGGCAAAUAGGGUGUCUAUUAUUCAGGAGAAGGUAGGGAGCGACUGGUAUCAUGUCCCUACAGAUGAGAAUCCGGCAGAUUUAGCAACCCGGGGGCGGACUCCUUUAGAGCUAAAGGAGUGUGGUUUAUGGUGGCAUGGACCAAGCUGGCUCAAAUCGCCGAGAAGUGAAUGGCCCUCAGGCGCGGUUAUAUCCGAAACAACCCUUGAAGCUAAACCUGUAAAAGUUCAUCUUGCUCGAUCUGCCGUAGAAGAAGAUAUAUUGGAAAGGUUUUCUCGUCUCUCCACUGCAACUCAUGUCAUAGCGUACAUAUUUCGGUUUGUCCAAAGGACACAUCCAAAAACCAAGAAAACCGUUUGUUUUGAUAGCAUUAAAUUAACCGCAGAUGAAAUUGGCUUUGCUCGUCGCCGUUUGAUGUCUCUUUCUCAAAGAAUCUACUUUCCUUCGGAGUAUGAUUGCCUCCAUAAAAAUCGAAAACUUGAUUCUGGUAGCCCUCUUUUGUCGCUAAAUCCCUUUCUCGACAAAGAUGGUCUUAUUCGAGCUAAUGGACGUUUGAGUUCUACCCUUUCUCUACCGUACGAUGAACGGUACCCGAUUAUUCUUGCCCCAAAGAGCAGAUUUGCUGCACUGUACGUGGAUCAUGUUCACCGUAUGACCAACCAUGGUGGCAUUCAGCUGACUCUGGCUACAACGCGCCUCGAAUGUUGGAUCAUACGAGGCCGAAACUUAGUAAAAACCCACUAUCGACAUUGCACGAAGUGCGUUCUGGCUCAGAAGAAACGACAAACGCAGCUGAUGGCUGCUCUUCCUCCCGAGAGGACUACCUUUACCCGGCCGUUUUCCACAUCAGGGGUCGAUUUCGCUGGCCCUAUUGAAAUUAAGAACUUUAGUGGCAGAGGUUGCCGCAUUUCCAAGGGUUACAUUUGCUUGUUUGUGUGCUUCGCCACCAAGGCGAUACACUUAGAACCUGUCAGUGAUCUCUCCACCCCUGCCUUUAUUGCCGCUCUGUCCCGAUUCGUUGCCCGGCGUGGAUGCCCUCGUCAUAUUUACUCGGACAACGGUAAGAAUUUCGUGGGUGCAGACCGUGAAAUUCGUUCUAAUUUGAUGAAGAUUGUCGCAGAGGCGAAGGACGACUCCCUUACUCGUUACGGCUUCCAGAAAUUGGAGUGGCAUUUUAACCCCGCCGCAGCUCCACAUAUGGGUGGGCUGUGGGAGGCGGGGGUUAAAAGCUGCAAGAGUCACCUGAAGAAAAUCUCGGGACAAAUUCGUCAUACAUUCGAAGAAUUAUCCACUAUCCUUGCUCACAUCGAAUCGUGCCUAAACUCCAGGCCUCUUACUCCCCUGACAGAUAGCAUCGAUGAUAUCAGCGCCCUUACUCCAGGUCACUUCCUCAUCGGUGGACCAUUACUAGCGCCAGCUGAACCCGACGAGGUAGAAAAUAAAACUUCUCUUUUGAACCGUUGGCGACGGUUGAAAUUGAUUGCCCAGGAGUUCUGCAGACGAUGGAAGUCCGAAUAUCUCAAGGAGCUUCAAAGGCGAACAAAGUGGAAACUGCCUCGAAAUGACCUACAGGUUGACGAUAUUGUGGUGCUACAUUCUGACUCACUUGCUCCAAAUGAGUGGCGCAUGGGUCGCGUGAUGAGUUACAAUGAUGCCUUUAAGUGCCCACUUUGUCACACUCGGCACUCUUUCCGACACUGUCGCAGCUUUCUUCAGGCGACGCCUUCAGCGAAGGACGCCAUUGUGCGCAAGUAUCAAGGCUGCGUAAAUUGUCUUGGCCUGGGUCAUCGCGUUAUUACUUGCCCUUGGAACGAAGGCUGUCGGGUAUGCAAUUUGGCCCAUCACACCUGGUUGCACCCUCUUGAUGUUAACCGGGAGGUUUGGUUACGUAUGACCGCCGAAGUCAUGAUGCAUCUCCCGGGACUGGAUGAGACACCAAGGAAAGUUCGUGUCCUUAUCGACCCUCUUUACGAUGAAAGCUCACUCGCACUGGGCUCUCCCAGCAAUUUUGUGAUGUACCCGAGCCCUGCCACUGUUGUGCUGACAUCGACAAACAACAAUGUUCGGACGUACACCGCCAAACUUAACGUCGAGCUUGAGUCCGAGUUGUUAUCGCCACGUCACGCCGUCGAUUUGCAGUGCGUAAAAAAAGUUUACCCAAAGAAGGCGAUAGCGGAUCCCCAUUUUGAAACACCGGGAAAGUAUAAUGUGGUCUUGGGAAAAUCAGCAUCUAAUGGAAUUUUCUUGGGCCUACCCAUCAUUGAACCAGGCAUGCCGUACGCUCAAAACACCAUCUUUGGCUGGACCUUUUUCGGCGACGUUGCCCGGAAGAAGUAA